UUCUGACUUUCUCUCUCCAGUCGGCUUGUUAUCUGCGAGUCGCGAACCCUAAUCUCUAUUCCUCCCUCACAAGUCGAACUCGAAGGCGCGCUCUCUUCUCGGAUUUUCGCGGUCGUUCACUCUUUCAGUUGCGCUUGUGGAAAACAAACGGCUGUGUUACAGUAGCAGACUGAUUUGACUGGUUUUCAUGGGAAGUAAAGGUCGCAUGCCACUUAAUAUGCGCAGGCCUCUACCAGGCCCUGGAAUGUUCCACCCAGAGCCUUACGGUCCUGGUAUCCGUCCGGCAAUUGGUGCCUUGCCUCAUGACUUGAUGCCUCCUCCAGAAAUUAUUGAACAGAAACUUGCUGCGCAGUAUAUGGAGAUGCAAACUCUUGCCACUGAGAACCAAAGGCUAGCUGCUACUCAUUCAGCUCUGAGGCAUGAAUUAGCUGCGGCCCAACAUGAGCUGCAAAGGUUGCAAACGCACAUUUCUGCUGGGAAAUUUGAGCAUGAGCAGAAGAUGAUGGCGAUGUUUGAUAAAUUUGGGAAGAUGGAGGCUGACUUGAGAGCUACGGAGCCUCUUAAGGUGGAGUUACAGCAAGCGCACGCAGAAGCUCAGAGCUUGGUUGCAGCUAGACAGGAGCUGAUUUCCAAAGUGCAGGAUUUGACCCAGGAUCUGCAGAAAAAUCAUGGAGAUGCACAGCAGAUUCCUUCUUUGAUAUCUGAAUUAGAUGCUCUUAGGCAAGAGUAUCAGCAUUGCAGAGCUACUUAUGAUUAUGAAAGAAAAUUACGAAUUGAUCAUUAUGAGUCACUUCAAGUUAUGGAGAAGAAUUAUGUUUCAAUGCUUGGGGAGGUGGACAAGCUUCAGAGGGAAUUGGUGAAUGCUUCUCACGCAGAUAAGACUGGGGGUCCUUAUGGUAGUAAUGUGGGUUACAAGGAGAGUGAUCCAUCCGGACAGCACUCUGCCGGCCAAAAUGCUUAUGAAGAUGGUUACAGAGCUUCCCAGGGUCUUGGACCUGCUGGCAGUACAGCACAAUAUGGAGGGGCUCCUGUUCGUGCCGCCCCUGCUCCCUCUCGGCCUGGAUAUGAUUCUGCCAGAAGCACUGGUUACGAGGCUCCUCGAAGUAUGGGAUAUGAUACAUCUGCUGCUCCGCACUACGAAACCUCGAGGGCCCCCAGUUAUGAGCCACCCAGAGGUUUGAAUUAUGAUGCUACCAGAGGUCCCGGGUACGAAGCUCAUAGUAUGACCGGUGGAGCACAAGGAGCUGCAGCAACUGCAAAUCCUGUUCCUCCUUACAUGAUGAAUCAGAUGCAGACACCCUAUGGAUCGGCGCAAGCCCCUGCAGCCUAUGGAGGACAUUUGCAAGCCACUUAUGGGACCCCGCAGGCUUCUAACCGCUCUAUAGGGGGUUAUGAAGCACCAGCUCGCAAUGCAGCUACAGGCGGCGGCGGCGGCGGCGGCGGCACAAAUCAGGGGCACAGAUGAGCAUCAGUUUUGAUUUAGCGACUAGUAUUGGUAUUUAUACUUUUGUUAUGGUUUGUCCUUUCAUGGAUUUGAUCAUGUUAUAUAUCUACUUCAAACUUCGCUUACAUUGCUUGAUAGAGCUUGCUUACCUAUCUGGUUUAUUUGAUUCUACUUCUUUAUUUUAUUGAAGAAUUGCCUAGUCUGAAACGAUAUUGUUGGAGCAUUUAUGUGCUUUAAUCAGAUGAAAUCAAAAAGUUGAACUGUACUUUGGUUUAAA
Dendrobium catenatum is the source of this 1721-nucleotide messenger RNA. Its product is annotated as protein FLX-like 2. The transcript has 5 exons. The coding region runs from base 188 to 1465 and encodes 425 amino acids. NCBI's taxonomy places the organism in Eukaryota, Viridiplantae, Streptophyta, Magnoliopsida, Asparagales, Orchidaceae. The record is from RefSeq and is a predicted model, not a curated record.